GGAUGUGUGGGGUCUAUGGGGCUGGUCCCAGGGGCUCUGUGGGGCUGGGGGGCUCUGUGGGGUUUAUGGGGUCACUCUGACAGGAUCUAUGGGUCUCACCCCACACUUUGUGCCCCCCAGGAGCUGGUGCUGCCGGGCGAGGACGCGGCGCUGGCGCUGCUGCUGCGGCAGCCCAUGGUGCUGGAGCGCGGGCAGCGCUUCACGCUGCGGGACGGCGCGCGCACCAUCGGCACCGGCGUGGUGGGGGGGCUGCUGCCGCUGGGGGAGGGGGAGCGCGAGCUGCGCUGGGGGUGACCCUCCCCCACCCCGAGAUCGGC
Onychostruthus taczanowskii (white-rumped snowfinch) is the source of this 317-nucleotide messenger RNA. Its product is annotated as elongation factor Tu, mitochondrial-like. The transcript is spliced from 2 exons. Lineage: Eukaryota; Metazoa; Chordata; Aves; Passeriformes; Passeridae. The record is from RefSeq and is a predicted model, not a curated record. Bases 16 to 294 code for a protein of 92 amino acids.